AACUUCCGACAGAGCACAAAGACGGAGACAAGACAUGGCGCUGAAUAGCGAGCGAUCCUUGAUGCUAGUCCUAUUGGCUGCCAUCUCCGUUGUUGGCCAACCCUUUGAUCCUGCCAACAGUUCACCGAUAAAAAUAGAUAAUCGCAUAGUGUCCGGUAGCGAUGCGAAAUUGGGCCAGUUUCCCUGGCAGGUCAUACUGAAGAGAGAUGCCUGGGAUGAUCUACUUUGCGGAGGAUCGAUCAUAUCGGACACCUGGGUGCUCACGGCGGCCCAUUGUACAAAUGGCCUGAGCUCCAUCUUCCUGAUGUUCGGCACUGUGGAUCUGUUUAACGCGAAUGCCCUGAACAUGACGUCCAACAAUAUCAUAAUCCAUCCGGACUACAAUGACAAAUUGAAUAACGAUGUCUCGCUGAUCCAACUGCCAGAACCACUGACAUUCUCGGCCAACAUUCAGGCCAUACAACUGGUCGGCCAGUACGGGGACUCGAUCGAUUAUGUGGGCAGCGUGGCCACAAUCGCUGGAUUCGGUUAUACGGAAGAUGAGUACCUGGACUACUCGGAAACCCUUUUGUAUGCCCAAGUCGAGAUCAUUGACAAUGCGGAUUGUGUGGCCAUCUAUGGUAAAUAUGUUGUAGUGGACUCGACCAUGUGUGCCAAAGGAUUCGAUGGUAGCGACAUGUCCACUUGCACCGGCGACUCUGGCGGUCCUCUCAUUCUGUACAACAAAACCAUCCAACAAUGGCAACAAAUUGGCAUCAACUCAUUCGUCGCUGAGGAUCAAUGCACAUACCGGCUACCAUCUGGAUACGCACGGGUCUCGUCCUUCCUCGGCUUCAUUGCAGACAAAACGGGCAUUGCUGUAUGAAAUCGACACGGACACUAAUAAAAGCAUUUACUAAACC
Drosophila melanogaster (fruit fly) is the source of this 902-nucleotide messenger RNA. RefSeq lists its product as uncharacterized. Bases 35 to 865 code for a protein of 276 amino acids. Lineage: Eukaryota; Metazoa; Arthropoda; Insecta; Diptera; Drosophilidae. The transcript is spliced from 2 exons. Gene Ontology annotation, molecular function: peptidase activity; serine-type endopeptidase activity; hydrolase activity. The record is from RefSeq and is marked reviewed. Gene Ontology annotation, biological process: proteolysis.